Schistosoma turkestanicum is the source of this 1226-nucleotide messenger RNA. The record is from the annotation of a GenBank genome assembly. Lineage: Eukaryota; Metazoa; Platyhelminthes; Trematoda; Strigeidida; Schistosomatidae.
AUAUCCUGAUUGUCAACUCAAUAUGCUUAGAACACAGCUCAGCUUAUUUCUCCUAAUCUUAGUGAAUGUUUGUGAAAAUCUAGCCGCCACAUGGAAUGUAUUGAAUUCUGAGCUUCUAGCUCUACACAAUGCAUAUAGACGAGAAAUAAAAUUUGGCAAAGUUCCAGAUCAACCACAUGCACUGAACAUGAUCAGACUGGAAUGGAGUUAUCAAUUGGCUGAAUCGGCUCAAUUGUGGACAAAUCAUUGUGUACCAAUACGAAGUAACAUAUCCAUGAGGAAUAGUUCGAAAUGGACAUAUGUCGGUCAGAAUGUAGCUGUGGUUUCACAAGUUAAAGAUGCAGUGUCUUUGUGGUUUGAUGAACACAAGAACUACAAUUUUACUAAAAAUACUUGCGCGUCGAAUAAAUUAUGUGCAGAUUACAAACAGCUAGCCUAUGCCGACACUACACACAUUGGCUGUGGCUAUGCAAGAUGUAAAAACCUGAAUGCACCGAGGAACAUUAUUGUUGUUUGCAACUACGGACCAGGUGGCAAAUUUUCCUAUCGUAAACCCUACCAUGCUAUAUAUCCAGAUGAUUUAAGCGAUUUCUAUCUUUAACUUGAUCAACUACUAUGACCGUUUAUCACAUUCAAUGAGAAUAAUAUUCAAACUAUUCAGUAUAUUUUAAUGUUGUGUGAUUGAUUGAUUCAUUGAGAAUUUUCACUGUUUUUGUCAAAAUUUCUUAUUCCAUUUUUUUUCAUAUGAAUUAAAGUUGACUAAUUCAAUUUGUUAAUUGUUUCAAGUGUGUCUUGCACAUUCUCUUGUUUUAUCUUACAUCUCUCGCUCUGUAUAGCAGUCUUAUUAUGAUUUCUACAUGUGAGUGUUGUGUACAAGUAGUUAUGAAGUUUAUUUGAGAAGACUAUUUCGUGAUUGCCAGUAUGUCGAGUUUAGUCAACAUGAGUGAAAUUGAAUAUAACGCUAUUAUGAGUUUCGCAUAAUGGUCAAUUCGGUGGCUUAAAUGUGACUGUAAUUCUCCGUGUCCAUUUUCACACAUCAUUCGUAUUCAUUACAGUUUCACAACCUCCAUUCCAAACAUCUGUGACAAAUGGGAAAGUUGUGUACAGACAUACUGACAUUCAAGUUUAGCUUAGACCUAUUCAUCCCUUUGAAUCUCACAUCAGUUGCUGAUUAUCGGAACACACCUUCAGUUACAUCUCACGACUGAACUAAAUUCAAAUGGAAG